Molecule: messenger RNA, 300 nt
Organism: Penicillium chermesinum
Lineage: Eukaryota; Fungi; Ascomycota; Eurotiomycetes; Eurotiales; Aspergillaceae
Exons: 2
Coding region: 1-300 (99 amino acids)
Source: RefSeq, a predicted model, not a curated record
AUGUCAUCCUUCGAACCCCCACCGUUCUCCAAAGAAUUACAAAGUUCCCCCCCACCACCACCACCCCCACCACCGGUGAACCUGCUCAGCAAAGUCUCGCCAGCAGUGCUCAAGCUGAAAACGAAACAAAGGGACCCGUUCUUCCGGGCCCCAGCUGAGAUAACCCCUCCAACCGGCGCAUACUUCUUCUAUGGCACCCUCUUAGACCCGAACAUGCUAGUCGAGAUCCUGGGGCUGGACCAGACGCCCACCCUGCGGCCCGCCUCACUCGACGGGACAGUUACUCGGGAGGAAAAGUGA